AUGUCAUUCAGUAGUAUCUAUUUGCCGGAAACGCCUGUCCAAAAGACUGAAGAUUAUGGCAAUAUACUACUACGGAAAAUCCAUAAGGCAUGUAGACAAUCUCUGCCUGAGCCUGACCUUUCUCUGAAUCUAGAUGUUGCUGAUCACGUUAAUUCCAAGCAAGGUUCAGCUCCUAGGGACGCUUGUGUGGCUAUUGUAAAGUUGAUAAAUUCCAAGGGCACGCGUACAGCCGUUUUUGCUUUGUGUCUAUUGGACGUGUUAGUAAAGAAUUGUGGCUAUCCAAUUCAUUUACAGAUAUCAAGGAAGGAGUUCUUAAAUGAACUUGUCAAAAGGUUCCCAGAGCGCCCCCCGCUUAGGUAUACCAAAGUCCAAAGAUUGAUUUUGACCGCUAUAGAGGAAUGGUAUCAAACGAUAUGUAAGCAUUCCAACUAUAAGGAAGAUAUGACAUAUAUCCGGGACAUGCACAGCUUGUUAAAAUACAAGGGCUAUGUGUUCCCCAAGAUCAACCAGGAGGACUUGGCUGUUUUAAGACCAAGUGACAACCUAAAAACGCCCAAGGAACUGCAAAAGGAACAAGAUAUUGCACAAGCUGCCAAAUUGGAGGAACUUAUUAGACGCGGAAAACCAGAUGAUUUGAGAGAAGCUAAUAAAUUGAUGAAGAUUAUGGCAGGUUUUAAGGAGGAUAACGCCGUGAAUGCACGGAAGACACUAGAAAAUGAAAUAACAAAAUUAAGGCGUAAAGCAGAUUUAUUCAGCGAGAUGCUAAGUGCAUCAGAGUUGACUGAUUUGAAGGAUGAUACAAUAGUAGAAUUGUACAGUUCUUUGAAGUCUUCUCAGCCAAAAUUCCAGGAAAUUAUAAAUGAUGAUGAGACAGAUGACUCAAUUGUCCAAGAUUUAUUACAGUUUAACGAUGUAGUGAAUCAGUUAUUGCAGAAGUACCAACUACUAAAGGACAGAUCUUCAGGAGGUGUACAUGAAGUAGCAUAUAAAGUAAAUGUAAACGAAAAUGCUACGACAUUAGCAAAUGAAAUUAAUUUGAUAAACUUUGGGGAUGAAGAUAGUGAACCAAGUUCACCAGCAGUUGGAGGCCCAUCAGACGGUUCCAUUGAUGAUAUUCUAGGUGAAUUGAAUAAUUUGGAAUUCUCGCAAUCGCCGCUAGAUUAUGGGGCUGGUGGUAGCAUUUCAUUUGCUGCACCACAUCAACAUCAACAACAACUACAGCAGCAGCAGCAGCAGCAGCAGCAGCAACAGCAGCAGCAGCAGCAAAAACAUCAUCACCAUCAUCAUCAACAGCAACAGCAACAGCAUCAGCAACAGGUACCAUCGGUUGAGGUAACGUACAACCAUGACCCAUUGGAUCUGCUUAGCGACGAUACCAUGGCUUCAACUCAAGAAAUCGUGAGUUCUGCUGCACCUUAUCAAGGGUUUAAACUACCAGUUAAGACCGUGCCUGAGUCAUCUGAAAUGAACAACAAACCAUUCAAACAUCCUGAGCGUAUAUUACUAAAUCAAUCUGAACAUUUAAGAUUGGAGUUCGAAUUGGAAAGGAUAAGCGACACAAAAAUUAAAACAACGUCCUAUUUUACCAAUGUUUCUAACAGCGAUAUCACUGACGUUACAUUUAUGCUCGCAGUCCCAAAAAGCUGUACAUUGAAGCUAUUCCCACAGUCUGGUAAUGCCCUAUCACCGGAUACAAAGGACAGCAUCAGCCAACAGGGGCAAAUUGAACACCCCGAACUUGAGGAUUCAAAACCAUUAAAGAUCAAGUGGAAAAUCACUUAUAAUUAUAAUGGUUCCGAUAUCGAGGAAACAUCCAUAUUCACCUUGCCACCUGUUUGA
Messenger RNA from Eremothecium sinecaudum, 1839 nucleotides. Its product is annotated as HBR276Wp. Gene Ontology annotation, cellular component: trans-Golgi network. Gene Ontology annotation, biological process: Golgi to vacuole transport; Golgi to endosome transport; protein transport to vacuole involved in ubiquitin-dependent protein catabolic process via the multivesicular body sorting pathway. Gene Ontology annotation, molecular function: ubiquitin binding; phosphatidylinositol binding. The coding region runs from base 1 to 1839 and encodes 612 amino acids. The transcript has a single exon. The record is from RefSeq and is a predicted model, not a curated record. NCBI's taxonomy places the organism in Eukaryota, Fungi, Ascomycota, Saccharomycetes, Saccharomycetales, Saccharomycetaceae.